AUGACAGAUUCUCCACCACUCGGAAAUGUCUCCUGGAAAGGUGUUGGGGACUAUGGGGAAGAAUACGCCGAGCGUAUUCACAAGUUCAUUGACAAAAUAGACAUCAAAGCCCUAGAAUCCUAUGCCUCGUCAAUUCGAGGGAAUCAGCCAUGCAAAAUUUCCACCGAGUUCUCGGUGGGAAACUUCAACCUCGUGCGCAAGAUCCAGUUCCAUGACGGCGUCGAGUGGAUCGUGAGGCUACUGAUGCCUCCAGUGCCCGUGACAGGCCAGCUCGUCGAGACAGUCUCUCCCAAAGCCCGAGAGAAGCGUCUUCUGAGCAUGCAGUCUGAGCUUGCGACCAUGGAGUUUAUCUAUGCCUAUGAGCUGAAUGAACAAAAUGCCGUUGGAUGCCCCUUUUUCAUGAUGGAAUAUGUCCACGGCAACACCGCCGAGGAGGUGUCCCAGAGCUAUCCUGGCAACCGAGAAGGCAUCCCAGAGCCGUUUCGAGAGAAAUUUUGGCGCCAAAUCGCCAACAUUAUGACCCAGCUUGCUUCCGUCCGCCUACCACGAAUCGGCUCCAUCGUUCAAGGCGCCGCAGGCUCGUUCGUUGCAGGACCUCUGAUCGAGACAGGCUCGGGGCCGUACGAUUCUGCUGCCGAGUUCUACGCCGACUAUCCCCUGGCACUGGGCAACAGUCUCGCAGAGAGAGAAGGGCCAGUCGAUGGACAAGGCGAAGUAAUCCAAGCAUUUUGCUCCCUGGCUGCCUCCUUUCCGCCUCCUGCAGCCAGAGCAGAACGUGGCUCCGCUGAGGAUUUUGGCCUUGCCAAUUACGAUCUUAAUCCGAAUAAUAUCCUUGUCGAUCAGGAGUUCAACGUACUCGCCGUGAUUGACUGGGACUCCGUGGUGUCAGUACCCGAUGCGGCACUUUACCGUUUCCCCUAUUUGAUGGGUGUCAAAUGUGCUGUCCCUGGGGUUGUUAGCACAGAACGCUUGGAAUUGAAACGGGAGGCGCUCAGCCAGCAAUUUGCCGAGGUAGUUGAGGCCUGGGGAAAAGAGCAACUGGAAAAGGAAUUCCGAGGCGUGAACAAGCGGCGCAUGUACCUUUUUACAAAGUCGGGUUUUUUCUCCAAGGAGGCGGUGGCAUUCCGCUCGCUGAUCGCUGUCCGACAUGGGCAGGAUUGGGUCAACGAGGAAUGGAUACAAGGUCUGGCAUGGCUGAGUGAUCGAAAUGAGGAGCAAUUGGCACGUUUCUAUCUUGAGCAGUAA
Messenger RNA from Metarhizium robertsii ARSEF 23, 1245 nucleotides. Its product is annotated as Protein kinase-like protein. NCBI's taxonomy places the organism in Eukaryota, Fungi, Ascomycota, Sordariomycetes, Hypocreales, Clavicipitaceae. Bases 1 to 1245 code for a protein of 414 amino acids. The record is from RefSeq and is a predicted model, not a curated record. The transcript is spliced from 2 exons.